AUUUCCCUAAGCUCCAACUUUCAACCUCAAUUCUUUCACAAGCCUUUUUAUUUUUAUUUUCAUUUUUUUUGCAAUUCGAUGUCGAUAUAGCCUCAUUGGCGCCCAAUCGCGCCAGCUGGCUGCACUAGAAGAACCACCAAUGGAAUAGAUUUAACCGUCACUCUCCGCUUCGAAAUGUUUUGACCACACCUAUCCAACUUUAGGUACUCAUGAUUGAAAGGAGGGUCUAUACGUCCCAUCCUUUUCCUUUAUUUUCCCUCCGCCCAUGUCUCCCGUCUUGGUUUCGCAAUGUCGUCGAGCCGCCAACCGUCGCAUACGUUCCCAGAACGAUAGCAUAUGGAUCCCCGACGCCCUUCUCGCCGCCGUAUUUGAUCGUUACUGCAUGAACUCAAGGACAAUCGUUCGUUAUGGCUCCUCUGUUCCUGGACCGAUGGAGAACCGAAGGCGCAUGGGGAAAAGACAUAUGGGAGAACUCAAUCUGGGCCAAAUGCGCUCUGGUUCACCUUUGUGGGGGCUCGAGAAUUUGGCAGACUUGACGCAAUGGCAUUGGAAGCCGCCAUUGCUGCCUCACGAGCGACUUCAACAACGCCGAGACGCGAGAGCACGCGAGCGGCCCUUCGUACGAACCAUGCUGAACUGGUUUUCUCAGACUGCGAUUGAAGAGGCUGGGACCCAAUUGUCACCGAAUAUGGGCUGGGAUGCUCAGACUCUGCCGACGCAAAUCGUCGAUGCCGGUCUAGAUCUCGUUUUUCGGGAUUUGGUAUCUAUGGAAACAGCUGCGACAAGACCAAAUUUCAAAAAGUUCUGUCAUAGCUGGCGUAAUUACCUUGCUGGUAGUCCUUAUUCUGGCGAUACUAUUCGCACCGUAUUGGAUGGCAUCCAACAGGGAAUCAAUACGUCACGAACGGGCACCGAGCAAUCUUUUGAAUGGACCAUGGACCGAAUUAAGCUGGAGUUGCUUGAUGCAACUGUCGCAGGUCUCUCUAAUCAUGGGGUAGACGAGCAAAGCCGUUUCAAUGACCUUAUUUGGUGCGAUAUAUUACAAAGAAUUUCAGAGUUAACGAUCAAUACCGUGCGCCUCUUUCGUAAAGCCAUGGACUAUAUACCGGAGAAUCAUUUGAAUGACGUGUCGACAGGCGUGUUAGCUAAUAUACGCACCUUUUUGAUCGCCUCAAGUCUUCAUACGGACCGUUCGAGUAUCAGUCGGCAAGCCAACAAAAUGGCUGCAUCCCUGAGAAAGCUUAACUCAACCGAUCAUCUCCACAUACUUGAAGAUGGUACUAAGCACUUGUUAAUGCUUAGAAAAACGACAAAUUUAUACUUCCCUCGGAUACGUAUGGGCUGGCUACAACUCUUAGCCCGGCUACCAAGUGUAGACGACGGUUAUCUGGCAAAGACAGCUUGUAUUCUCGAAGCUGGCAAACGCGUAAAAUCUCUUUCGAACAGAGAGAUUUGUGAAAUGUAUUUGGCUAUGCAUCGCUCUUCGCUUAAAUGUCGCGAUAGAAUGUAUAACUGCGUCCAGAAAUAUAACGUGGAAGAUUCGGAAGCCUAUGGUCACUUCGGUAUGGAAUUAUGGGAGACGGAUCAAUUCGGGUUGGCAAAAGGCUUUUGUAAGUUUCUCUAUAAACUUGGCCGAGAGCAAGACGUUAUGAAAUUUGCGAAAGGCGCCCGAAUCUUUAUCAAGUGCGAGGCAAGUCCUUUAGCCAACAUUGCUAUUGGGGUGGGCGAUCCAGUUCUAGCUAUAAACAUCUUAAACCUCUAUAGGGAAAGUAGAGUGGAUGAAAAAAGAAUGGGAGCUCCUCGGGGCUCCUCGUAUACGAGCUUAGCGACGGCGACUUUGAUAACUCUCUCCAAAAACCGAUCAUUCAGGCCCUACAAAAUUUUAAGUGCUCUGCGGGUAAAGCAACUUCCGGGAAAGCAUGUUCAAGGACCUCUCAGGUUCCCUACGAUACGUCAACUACGAAAAGCAACGAUAGCGGCAACUAGAGCAGCAAUGACGUUUGCUAUCUUAGAGAACAUAUCGUCUAAGCAAUCUUUUACUUUUAUCUCGAAUUGCAUCACCUACCUUCAAAAGAAGCGUGGCCUGGUGGUAACAGAGCCUGCCCUGCGGGCGUUACUCCACAACAUCACAAGGGACCUUGCAGAAGGGAAGCCUGGCAGAAUCACCCGACUACGGUGGUUCCUAUCCCUGGCAGAUAGGCAUAUCGGUCGCGACAGGAUGUUGAAGCUUGGUUUGGCUCUAAAGGAAUGGAGAAGAAUCAAUGCCUGGCGUCGCCGUAUGGAUGCCGGAUGAGGCGCCGGCCGAAGCCAGGGUGGCUUGAAAAAGCAAAACGCAGAAAAAAAAGGAGGAGGGGCACAAGUCCUGGCCGUCUAGUAAUGUACCUACUAGACGAAAGCCGGGUGUGAUAAAAACCGAACCACGGUCUUGGGAUACCUACUUGGGAUACCUAGUGUGUGUGUGUGUGAUGUGUGGAUACGCGCCAGGGUAUGUGAUCAGCAUACUAUGUACAUACCUAGGUAGUAUAGUCGAUAUAUAGCUGGGGGAAAAUAAAUAUAUAUUUUUCAAUAGUAUGACAAGCAAGAUGUCGUGCGAACUACGUAAUGCAUUACAGUAUGAACUGAUUCCGGC
Molecule: messenger RNA, 2629 nt
Organism: Daldinia caldariorum
Lineage: Eukaryota; Fungi; Ascomycota; Sordariomycetes; Xylariales; Hypoxylaceae
Exons: 1
Coding region: 266-2293 (675 amino acids)
Source: RefSeq, a predicted model, not a curated record